UCAGCGGUCACGUGGUAGCGUCGUCACGUGACCAGGAAGCGGCGAUGUGUUGUUGUUUACUAAGGUGUCGUCCAUACAUGGCGACAGCGAGCUUCUUCUCUUCUUUUCUUUUUCUUUUUUUUGUAGCUGAGAUGAUUUCAAUCACACAAUCACACACUGCUCGGACCGUGAGCCUCUCUGUCACUCCUCUGUGAUCUUCAUCUUUAUCAUCAUCACCAACAACAACAACAACAUGGCGUCUUCAAGUUACACCUGCAUCCAUGACAGCGCCACAGAAAAGGAUCAGCUGCUCUCCUCCAUGACCAAUUAUGGGUCCCAGGACCUUCUUGGGAGUGCGAGUCCUCGUCCCAGCGUACUUGUGGGCGCUGGGCUCCACCAGCAGCAGGAGGAAGAGGAGGAGGAGGAGGCUCUGAGGAGGAAACUCAAGUACUUCUUCAUGAGCCCCUGUGACAAGUAUCACGCCAAAGGGCGGAAGCCUUUCAAACUGGGCCUGCAGCUGCUCAAAAUCAUCAUUGUGACCGUGCAGCUGGUGCUGUUUGGACUCAGCAACCAGAUGGUGGUGACGUUUAAGGAGGAGAACACGGCGGCGUUCAAACACCUGUUCCUGAAGGGUUACCAGGACAGCGCUCCUCAGGCAGUCCACACGCAGAGGGAGCUCUACGACCACCUACACUUCGCCAUAGAGCAGUACAUGGCUCUGCCUGAGAUCACGCUGGGACAGUACGCCUACGUGUUGGACGUGGGUUUCAACAGGAGCGCGCUCUCCCUCUGCCAGAGAUACUUCCAGAGAGCCACCAUCGACCCCGUCAAUGACACCUUUGACAUCGACCCCCACGUGGUCACCUAUUGCAUCGGAGUGAAUCCACUGACAUCCGGAAACGGUGACUACAAGAAUUUCACUCUCCAGUUUUACAAGCUGAUCAAUAUAACUAUUGACUUCCAACUGAAGGCCAUUAACAUUCAGACCAUAAUAAACAAUGAAAUCCCUGACUGCUACACCUUUGCCAUUACGAUCGUCAUGGAUAACCGGGCUCACAGCGGCAAAGUUAAGAUCAGUCUACAGAACCAGGCCUCCAUCACCGAGUGUAAAGACCCCAACGUGUCCGGACACGCUGAGAAUUAUGCCCGGGAGUUCUUUGAUGUGCUGGUGGCCGUCGUCUGUCUGCUGUCUCUGCUGCUGUGCGGACGCUCCGUCCUCAGAGGCAUCGUCCUGCAAUACGAGUAUGUGCAGUUUUUCAACGACAGACUCGGCCGCAGCGUCGCCUGGGGAGACAGGAUGGAGUUUAUUAACGGCUGGUACAUCCUGCUCAUCGUCAGCGACGUGUUCACGAUCGUGGGAAGCUUCAUCAAGAUUGGGAUUGAAUCCAAGAAUUUGUCAUCGUAUGAUGUAUGCGCCAUCCUGCUGGGAACCUCCACUCUGCUGGUGUGGGUGGGAGUCAUCCGCUACCUCAGCUUCUUUCAGAAAUACAAUAUCCUGAUUGUGACUCUGAGAGCUGCUUUUCCUAACGUUAUCCGCUUCUGCUGCUGUGCAGCUGCCAUUUAUCUGGGCUAUUGCUUCUGUGGAUGGAUUGUCCUGGGGCCCUAUCAUGCCAAGUUCCGCUCCCUGUCCAUGGUGUCCGAGUGUCUGUUUUCUCUGAUCAACGGCGACGACAUGUUCAUAACGUUCGAGGAGAUGGAGCGAAGUGGAACGCUGGUGUGGAUCUUCAGCCAGGUCUACCUCUACACCUUCAUCUCGCUCUUCAUCUACAUGGUGCUGUCCCUCUUCAUCGCACUCAUCACCGGAGCCUACGACACCAUCAUGGCACAAACACAGGAGCAGGUGCGCAUCAAUAACCUGCACGCGUUCAUCGCUGAGUGCACCGACACUCCCAGCUCUGGCAAGUUCCGUGGGCCUGAGGGGUCAUCGUGCUCUUUCCUCUGCUGCUGUGAGUGGUGAGGAGGAGGAGGAGGAGGAGG
Molecule: messenger RNA, 1956 nt
Organism: Solea senegalensis (Senegalese sole)
Lineage: Eukaryota; Metazoa; Chordata; Actinopteri; Pleuronectiformes; Soleidae
Product: mucolipin-1-like
Exons: 13
Coding region: 233-1936 (567 amino acids)
Cellular component (GO): plasma membrane; lysosomal membrane
Molecular function (GO): NAADP-sensitive calcium-release channel activity
Source: RefSeq, a predicted model, not a curated record